GUUUUCCCUCUUUCAUGUCUCGUAUCACCCACCACCUAGAAAGAAAUAAAGCAUUCAGACAUCCACCCAGAUACUAGACAGACAAACAUCUUGUUCAUACUCCACCCUGCCCUGCCUUACCGCUUGCAUAGCCAUAGAAACUGUUUGGGGUGUUUCUUUUUCUGCCAACCAAUCUUCAUAUGCACUGGACACUUUCCCACCAUGUUGAUGACAUUUUAAAUAUGCUUGUCAGUUUUCCCAAAUUGUAACUGAAGAAAACCUUAAGAGUUUAUACUUGUGGACUAAAGUGUGACUCUGCCAGUUAUCAGAUAGGAAAACUGAGAAUCAGAAAACUUGCCCAAAGUCACACAACUAAGAAGAUACAGACCUGGAAUCCAUCUCUCUGCAAAGCCACAUGCUCUUUCCAAAAUUCCAUCUUACAUUAAACUUAGUUUUAUUAGGGUUUUUUUAAAAUUAGGUUUUAUUUUUAAAGUAACUGUUGUGAGACAUGUCUCUAAUACUGAAGUGAGAAUCACUUACUAGUUACUAAAAUUCACUAGUUAGAACGUUAGCAGUGAGAACUGAGGUUACAUUGAGUAUAUUUUACUAUGUGGUAAAAAUUUGUACAGCAUGUCCUGGAACACAGUCUAACAACACAGCGAGGAUGAAUCUGGAAAAACUCAGCAAGCCUGAACUCCUGACACUAUUCAGCAUUCUUGAAGGAGAGCUUGAAGCAAGGGAUCUUGUUAUAGAAGCUUUAAAGGCCCAACACAGAGAUACUUUCAUUGAAGAACGCUAUGGAAAAUAUAACAUCAGUGAUCCUUUAAUGGCUCUCCAAAGAGACUUUGAAACACUCAAGGAGAAAAAUGAAGGCGCAAAGCAGCCCGUCUGCACAAACCCACUGUCUAUUCUGAAGGUGGUGAUGAAGCAGUGUAAAAACAUGCAGGAGCGCAUGCUAUCCCAACUGGCUGCUGCUGAGAGCAGGCACCGAAAGGUGAUCCUUGACCUUGAGGAAGAAAGGCAAAGGCAUGCACAGGACACAGCUGAAGGAGAUGAUGUCACCUACAUGCUGGAGAAGGAGAGAGAGCGGCUGACUCAACAGUUGGAAUUUGAAAAGUCCCAAGUGAAAAAGUUUGAAAAAGAACAGAAGAAACUCUCCAGUCAGCUGGAAGAGGAGCGCUCCCGGCACAAGCAACUCUCAUCCAUGCUGGUACUUGAGUGCAAGAAAGCCACCAGCAAGGCAGCAGAGGAGGGGCAGAAGGCAGGAGAGCUGAGCAUGAAAUUGGAAAAGGAGAAGAGCCUAGUGAGUAAACUGGAGGAAGAGCUGGCAGCCGAGAAGAAGCGAGGCUUGCAGACUGAGGCCCAGGUGGAGAAGCAGUUGUCCGAGUUUGACAUCGAAAGGGAACAACUGAGGGCAAAACUGAACCGAGAAGAGAACCGGACCAAAACUCUGAAGGAAGAGAUGGAAAGUUUGAGGAAGAUAGUGAAGGAACUAGAGUCUUCCCAUCAGCACGGUAGCCCUAAUGAGCAAUUAAAGAAACCAGUAACCAUGUCCAUAGGCACAGUAACUGAGCCUCCCAUGCUGGUGUCGGUAUUUUGCCAAACGGAGAGUUUUCAGGCAGAAAGAAUCCAUGGGAGCAACACAGCCAAGGUGACAAACAUUGGGUUGCCUGGUCCCACCACUCCUACUUACUCUCAUGCAAAAACCAAUGGUCACUGUGACCCAGAGAUACAAACUACCAGGGAGUUGAUUGCAGGCAGCAGUAUAGAAAACCAGGUGCCACCACUAGAGAAAUCUUUGGGAUUGGCCCAAGAGAAGCCCAUGGAGAAUGGUGGAUGUCCAAUGGGAAUUGAGUCUCCAGUCCCAAUGCAAAGUCACCUCCCUUCCAGUGGGAGUUCACUGUCUCCCAGCAGCACUGCCUCCUCCUCUCUGACAUCCUCUCCUUGCUCCUCACCAGUACUAACUAAGCGCUUACUGGGGUCAUCAGCUAGCAGCCCCGGCUACCAAUCAUCCUACCAAGUAGGGAUCAACCAGCGGUUUCAUGCAGCUCGACACAAAUUUCAGUCCCAAGCAGAUCAAGACCAACAAGUCAGUGGUCUACAGAGCCCUCCAUCCAGGGAUCUGUCCCCUACCCUCAUAGACAACUCUGCCGCCAAGCAGCUGGCCCGCAACACAGUCACUCAGGUGCUCUCCAGAUUCACUAGCCAACAGGGGCCAAUCAAGCCCGUCUCUCCCAACAGCUCUCCCUUUGGCACAGACUAUCGAAAUCUGGCCAACACAGCCAACCCAAGAGGUGACACCAGCCAUUCACCUACUCCAGGAAAAGUGUCCAGUCCUCUGAGCCCCCUGUCUCCAGGGAUUAAGUCUCCAACUAUCCCCAGAGCUGAAAGAGGGAACCCUCCACCCAUCCCACCCAAAAAACCUGGCCUCACCCCAUCUCCAUCUGCUACCACUCCACUGACCAAACCUCAUUCCCAAGCAUCCUCUUUGACCACCACAGAAGACCUUGUCGGUGUUGUAGCCAAUGGCAAGGAUGUUGAGAUACUUUUGCCUACCAGCAGCUAGUCCUUAGGAAGGAAUCUCCACAUCUGACAUUCCAUCAGAUUUCAUCCAAGAGCUCAGAGUCAAACCGUUGAGUCAGAUCAUGUUAUUUAUUUUGAUAGUAGCUGAAACCAUCUGUAUCAUAACAUUUAGUGAAUUUCACCUUUUUGUAUUUUUUUAAGUAGAAACUAAUCCAUUUGAACUUUUAUGGCUCAAAUCUUUGUACUGAAGCUAGAAGGGCACCUCAAAGACAUCUCAAUCUCAGCAGUCAACGUCAUGUUGUGAUGGCGAAAGCUAAUUGAGUACCAGGUGGUGAUUUGCUAUCUAUUUUGGGACUAGAAUCACUCAACACUCAUUUUGAAUUAUGCAGAAGUGGUUCAUGCAGAUUUUUAUUCCAGAUGAACAUGUUUUAAAAGUGCCUGAAAUAAGACUGCCAUAUGAAUGUGACUCUGCAGCAAAAAAAAACACAAAAUGGAUCAUUUAAUUGCAGAAAAUGAGAUCCUCUAUGAAUUCUGAAUGUUAAAAACCAACACUGCUUUUAAUUGUCCUUUACUCUUUUUAAUACAAGCUUUGUGUUCUGAAACAAGGCCGCAUAAGUAGAAUGGGAAUCCUUCUAAAGGUGGGUGUGAACUCAACACAAAACUGAGCUUUAUAGAGCCCUUGAGAACCCUCCUGAGCAUUAAGCGAUUGGGGUGCUGAUUUUCUUGUAUUUUUGAAAAAUGAAGUAGUUCCAAGUUUCCUGCAUAAAUUCUGAAACAAAAUGAAAACCCAUCUCCAUCCAAAAAAUGUCUUCAAGCAUCUACUGUUGUGUAAGGAACUUCUGAUUCUCAUUGCUAUUACUUGAAGAAGAAAUGGUUUUCGUUCUGUUCAAAAAUUUUGCAACAGAAUGAGGUCUUCUUUAUUCUUUAAUCAAAAAGCAAUAACUUAAAAUUCACUCACUUUUGUAAUAUGAUGUCAGAAUUAUACAGGUUUUACCAAAUUGUUAUAACUGUUCUCCAAGCUGCCAGAUCUUGGUGUCUGUCUGUGGAACCAAAUUAACUUUGCCUAGAUAGAAGUAUGCAUAUGUCUGUAGAGAUACACACCCUUUACAUGUUUAACAUACACACAUUUAAACACAUAAAUAUUAAUGUGAUUAUAUCUUUGAGUUUUCCAUAUAGCAUAAAGGACAAGUAGAAAUGCAUGUUAAGAUUACCUACCAAAGUAACCAGAUGCAGCUGGGACCCAGUCAGUCAGAGGAGGAAUCUUAUCCACAGGGAGGUGCAGAAAUUCCAAAUGAAGCCCAGGUCUUCAACAUCAUAAAAAGAAGGGCUAAGCUAACCCCAGGGUCCCAAAUUCAACUGGGCAGGUCAUAUCAAUGAGUGAAAAAGGUCGCUCACUCAGAUGGUUUAAGACAGCUGGGAGGAGUGGGAGCUGGAACACACUGAAGUGCCCAAGCCCACUUAAAAGGGUCACCCCUGUUCAGCUUCAGCUGCUUGCUGCUGUGCAAGAAUGCUAGACCAGGGUUAGCAGCUCUUCAGAUUUUUAUGAAAUCCAAAUUUUCAUGACAAACAUUCUCAUUUUUAAAUAUCAAGAGCAGAUUCAAAAAAAAACUUGAAACACUGCUGGUUAAACAAACAUUUCUGCAGCUGGAUUUAGCCUGCAGGCUGCCAAGUUGCAACCUCUUUCACACUAGAAACUUCUGUCACUUACUUCAUAGGGAGUUGUGUGGACAAAAGCCUCCACACUUUCCAACUGUGUAGUGCACAGUACAGCUGACAAAGUCCGCAGAAUAGAUGAGUAUACCCCUUUUCCAAACAGGACUGUACUCACAUACAUUCUCAAGCCAAUAUCUAUCGAGGAACCCCUCCCCUGCUAUAAUUUAAAUCUAUCCCCUUUUAAUCCAUCAUGAGCUGAUGGUGGAAAGUCAUGGGAUGGAAAUCAGUGUGUAAAUGGAGAAUACUGGUGUAUAAAUGCAGCUUAUGGUUUGAUUAAGGCCCAUACAUCAAAAAUAAAAAUACUGAUAAUAUCCCAGAGUAUCCUACCAAAAUGAUGGAGGCAUCUUAAACUGUCCAAAGGAAUCAUGCACUGAACGUUAUUCCCAUGCAUAGCCAAAAUGAACAGUGUUCAUGAUAACUUGAUGAACUUUCUAAACAGGAAGGGGGCCUUCAGUCCCAGUGUGUUAUUACCUCUCUUGUUCUAAAUGGUAAUCUUAAAAGUUGCAUUGUGCUCUUCCUUUGUUUUGGCAUAGAUAUAUAUAUAGAGAGAGAUACUAUAAGGAAUUUUAUUUCUUAGGAAGUGCACUGAAUAAUGUAUUUCUUUUACAGUGUAAUAUUGGGGUGGGGAAAUGCAAAAGAUGUGUAUUUUUGCUAGUUGCCUAUCUUCUGAGAUAAAGAAGCACAAUAUUGCAAUGGAUCCAACUAAUCCAGUUGGAUAUUAUAGAUUAAUAUUUAAGUUUGCUGUAGAUUGUGUGUGUGUGUGCUAAGUAAAAGUUUCAGGAUUCACAUUUUGGUAUUAACCCAUGUUGCGAAAGCUAUGUUACUGGUCAUCAGAUUAUAAUAAUGUGCAACACAAAAUACAAGCGUUAACUAGUCAUUAACAUUUGUAAAGCCGGAUGUACCAUGCAGAAGUCUUCAUUUUUAUAGUAUACUACAUUAAAACAAGUUAAAUCACAC
This is a messenger RNA of Choloepus didactylus (southern two-toed sloth), 5172 nucleotides long. It is a transcript of the gene CTTNBP2NL, whose product is annotated as CTTNBP2 N-terminal like. NCBI's taxonomy places the organism in Eukaryota, Metazoa, Chordata, Mammalia, Pilosa, Megalonychidae. The record is from RefSeq and is a predicted model, not a curated record. The transcript is spliced from 7 exons. Bases 644 to 2545 code for a protein of 633 amino acids.